GCUCCCUCUUACUGCAGCGAUGCGCCUCCUUCACAGCAUGGGCGCCACCCCCGCCCGCCGCCUCGUCAAGAUCGCCGUGGUGGGAGCCAGCGGGGUCGGCAAGACCGCUCUGGUGGUAAGGUUUCUCACCAAGCGAUUCAUCGGCGACUACGAGAGAAACGCAGGAAAUCUGUACAGCAGGCAGGUUCAAAUAGAGGGAGAGACGCUGGCUAUUCAAGUGCAGGACACCCCAGGAGUCCAGCUUCAGGACCCGGGCUGGCACGAGCAGCUGAACCGGUGCAUCCGCUGGGCUGACGCCGUCGUGAUCGUCUUCUCCAUCACGGACCAGCACAGCUACGAGCUGAUCGGCCGGCUCCACCAGCACGUCCGGCAGCUGCGGCCGGGGGGCCGGCUGCCCGUGGUGGUGGUGGCCAACAAGGCCGACCUGCUGCACGCCAAGCAGGUGGAGCCGCAGCGCGGCCUGCAGCUGGCCGCCGUGCUGGGCUGCCCGUUCCACGAGGUGUCCGUCAGCGAGAACUACCACGAUGUCUACAACGCCUUCCACGCCCUGUGCAGGGAAGUGAGCUGCCUGCAGCAGCAGCAGGCUGGUGGGGCUCCUUUAAAGCGCAGGUCCUCCCUCCUGCCCAGGCCCAAGUCGCCCAACAUGCAGGACCUGAAGCGGAGGCUUAAGCAAGCCCUGUCCGCCAAAGUGAGAACCGGUACGGCCGUCUGAGAACGGGACUCGAAGAGGUUGUGCGCCGUUAGCCGCCCACGCCGCGGCGGCGGGGGGUCGAAGAACGGGGCCGGGGGCUUCCGUGGGACUCCUGCGGGAAGGGCGGCUCGCCUGGCAGCAGAUGGAAGCGGGGAAGCCACUCUGGCCGCACGACAGCCGGUCUGGAGCGCCGGACUAAGCGGAAGGGUGGGGGUCUCCUUCGGGGUGGCCGCCUGAGCCCACGUUGGAGCAGAGGGGCCGAGCUGGCCUGCCCUUUGGGGCCAGCUGGAAGGUGGAGGCGUCUGGGCCUCCCCACCCGGAGUUAGAAGCCCCAUCCACGGACACGAGUGCGGAUGGCUCCACCCUUGAGACGGGUGGGUGGGGAAAACCCCCAGGUGCCUUCCUUCAGAGUGAGGUGGGGUCACCCCCUGGCCUGGGUCCCCGCUCCCCGGCACGCUGCGGGCACAGUCGGCAGCGCAGAGGCUGGACUGGCUCGGCACGGGGAGGCCGCCGCUCGUGGCUCACGGGUGUCGGGCCGCGGCCACACGAGGAACCUCUUUCCAUUGCAGCGGCUGCGGAAAAGCCGGGGUGGGUGUGAGCGUGUCUGGCCAUGAUGGUGGCAGCGGCGAGGAUGUGGAAGGGGGACAUUCGGCAGAGCCAGGGCUGGCACGGGCGGUAGGCCAGCCCCCGCCCUCUCCCCUGGAUGCACUUUAAGGAGCCGCUCUUUGCUCAAACUGUUGCUUAUUUAUUUUCUGUUCAAUAAAUGUGGUUUGGCAGCCUG
This is a messenger RNA of Tachyglossus aculeatus (Australian echidna), 1472 nucleotides long. It is a transcript of the gene RASL11B, whose product is annotated as RAS like family 11 member B. Gene Ontology annotation, molecular function: GTPase activity; GTP binding. The record is from RefSeq and is a predicted model, not a curated record. The coding region runs from base 20 to 712 and encodes 230 amino acids. The transcript is spliced from 4 exons. NCBI's taxonomy places the organism in Eukaryota, Metazoa, Chordata, Mammalia, Monotremata, Tachyglossidae.